Erythranthe guttata (spotted monkey flower) is the source of this 1183-nucleotide messenger RNA. NCBI's taxonomy places the organism in Eukaryota, Viridiplantae, Streptophyta, Magnoliopsida, Lamiales, Phrymaceae. The record is from RefSeq and is a predicted model, not a curated record.
AGGUGGUUGGACAAGGCUGCGAUUGUAAUACCUACACAAACCCUAGAUGAACAGUGGUGGAGACUUUGCAGGGUGACACGAGUGGAAGAGACUAAAGCCGUCGUGCGCACGAUUCCCGUAUGGCUGACUUUCAUCUUAUGUGGUGUCGUUUCAGCCACUCCACUCACCUACUUCGUGGCCCAAUUAGAUCACAUGAACCCCAAAGUAGGGCGUGUCAAAGUUCACAUUGUAGUAUUUAUUAUGCCCUACAUAAUAUUCGUAAAUGUAUGUGGGAGAUGUUAUCGUAAGGUUACAAAGUCUUUCUCCGGAUCAAGGUUACAAAUGUCCAGUUUUGUUGGGAUUAUUACAUCAAUGAUAAUCGGUAUACUUUGCUUCAUAACUGCUGCGAAAGUGGAGAGUCGAAGGCUUGGAGUGGUUCGAAGUCACGGCUUAGUCGAUAAACCCGAUGAAACGGUGCCUAUGAAUAUGUUUUGGUUGCUUCCUCAGUUUCUUUUGGCCGGGAUUUUUGAGGGGAUUUUGAAAAAAAGUGUAGUAUUAUUCUUCAAGGAUAAUAUCCCGGUCUUUAUGGAGAAGUUCUUGCCACAUCUCGUUGAUUGUGUGUACGGUGUCGGGUUUAUGGGAAAUAUUCUGUCGGUGCAUGUUUUGGGGAAGAUAAGUGAAAGAGGAGGGAAAAUGAACUGGUUUCAACUCGAUAUCAAUCAAAGUAGAGUCGAUAAGUAUUACUGGACUUUGUCUUGGCUUAUGGCUGUCAAUCUUGUAAUGUUUGUAGUGGCGGCAAUUUCGUAUUGUGUCAAGGAACUUGAUGUGAAGAAGGAACAAGCUGCUGCUGCUGCUGCAGUACAAUCUGCAGGCGGCGGGAUUCGAUUUAUCCAUCUGGUUAAUCUGGUCAACUCUCAGUCUAGGCUGUAAACAAGUCAGCCGUAUAGCUGCAGCGCCUAUGUUCGGGAUAGCGGCAUCGAUGAUACUCGCGAUACUUUGUUGCAUAACUGCCGCUAAAGUGGUUGUAGGGUAUCAAACUGCCCAGCUCCAUAAAGCCUAGAUUAAUAUAAGUUCCCCUUGAGCAGUAUUGAUUACUGCCAAGGAGAAUAUAUAUACUUAUGUAUAACAGAAAGAUAGAGAUAAAAUGUGAAUAAAUUGAAAGAUAAAUAGAUUGAGAAUAUCAGCUCAGUCUUCCAAUUUUCAC